Molecule: messenger RNA, 1620 nt
Organism: Kwoniella shivajii
Lineage: Eukaryota; Fungi; Basidiomycota; Tremellomycetes; Tremellales; Cryptococcaceae
Exons: 9
Coding region: 1-1620 (539 amino acids)
Biological process (GO): carbohydrate transport; transmembrane transport
Cellular component (GO): membrane
Molecular function (GO): carbohydrate:proton symporter activity
Source: RefSeq, a predicted model, not a curated record
AUGAACAUACCCACACUUGCUCAAGUUGACAUUGAAGAGAAACCAUAUACCUCCCAUGUCGAAGUCGCCAACGAAGCUCAUAAUGAUGGUGAUAUCAAAGGCGACCUCACACUCAAUGAGGCUAUGGAAGCCGAAGCCAUCGAACAUAGUAUGGGUAUAAUCGAAGCUCUGAGAACGUACCCUUGGGCUGUGUUCUGGUCAAUAUCAGUAUCAAUGUGUGUCGUCAGUGAAGCUUACGAUAAUGCACUCAUCAAUACGUUAUUUGGUCUAUCAGCAUUCAAGAAGCAAUUCGGCGUAUAUCUUCCUGCAUCUCAGAAAUACACUCUUACUGCACCUUGGCAAUCAGCACUAUCUCAAUCAAGUGCCAUAGGGUGUUUCAUCGGUAUCAUCUUUACAGGUUGGAUCAGUGAAAAAAUCGGUUAUAGGAAGACUGCUAUUCUCGGUCAAUUCUUGAUGAUCGCUGCUAUCUUUUUGACCUUUUUCGCGGACAGGUUAUGGAUUUUACUCUUAGGUGAAAUAGCAUGUGGUUUCCCUUGGGGAAUGUUCAUUAAUCUUGCUCCUGCUUACGCAUCGGAAGUCGCGCCUUUACCAUUGAGAGGCUUCCUCACUGUCUACGUGCAGCUCUGUUGGUGUAUUGGACAGUUCAUCGCUGCGGGUGUACUAUACAGUGUCAACACGCGAACUGACAAGUGGGCAUACAAGAUCCCAUUCGCAGUCCAAUGGGCUUGGCCUCUACCUUUGAUUUUCUUAUUGAUUUUCGCUCCUGAAUCACCUUGGUGGUUGGUUCGUAAAGGAAGAUUGGCGGAAGCUGAAAAGGUUGUACGACGAUUGGGAGGCAAAAUCGAUCAAGAUCCCAAAAAUACGGUGGCUAUGAUGGUUAGAACGAAUGAAAUCGAAAUUGCAAAUGAAACUGGUGUUUCGUUUAAAGACUGCUUCAAGGGUGUCGACCGCAGAAGAACUUUGAUCGUGUGUAUGAUCUUUGGAAUGCAACCUCUGUCUGGCUUGACACUGGGCAAUCAAUUUGUCUUCUUCUCUGAGCAAGCUGGAUUGGACAGUUCAAAUGCAUUCAAGAUGAACUUGGGCAAUAAUGCCAUUGCUUUCCUGGGAACGAUCUUCUCUUGGUUUUUAAUCUCGUGGUUUGGUAGACGAACGAUUUAUCUCGGAGGACUGAUGUUCGCCAUGGCCGAUCUAUACAUCAUCGCGUUUAUUGGAAUAGCCAAAUCAUCAUCCGGCGUCAAUUGGGCAACGUCAGGACUCAUGAUUGCCUAUAAUUUCAUAUACGAUGCUGCGAUUGGACCUUUAACAUAUGCCAUUAUAUCCGAGAUGUCUUCGGUUAGGUUAAGGUCCAAAUCAAUUGGUUUAGCUAGAAACACCUAUUAUAUCACCCAUAUCAUAGCUGGUAUCACCACACCUUAUAUGAUCAAUAGUACAGCUGGUAAUCUGAAAGGAAAAGCAGGCUUCAUUUGGGGUACAAUGGCAGUGUUUUGCUUCGUAUUAGCGUUUUUCCAUUUACCAGAAACCAAAGGAAGAAACUAUCGGGAAUUAGACCUAUUGUUUCAUCGUAAGACUCCUGCUAGAAAAUUCGCUAGUACCAAUAUCGAAGAAGUCGCUGAGGAGUAG